This is a messenger RNA of Diprion similis, 717 nucleotides long. It is a transcript of the gene ND-B17.2, whose product is annotated as probable NADH dehydrogenase [ubiquinone] 1 alpha subcomplex subunit 12. The coding region runs from base 108 to 524 and encodes 138 amino acids. Gene Ontology annotation, cellular component: membrane. Lineage: Eukaryota; Metazoa; Arthropoda; Insecta; Hymenoptera; Diprionidae. The transcript has 3 exons. Gene Ontology annotation, biological process: mitochondrial respiratory chain complex I assembly; response to oxidative stress. The record is from RefSeq and is a predicted model, not a curated record.
UUUCCCGCGGCCAUUUUAUAUUUACAUAAUUUGUAACACUUACAUACCGUAGCUGCAGCAAAGCGUAUUUAAGCUGCAGCAGCAGUCACGUUGUUGACUUAAAAAAGAUGGCGAAAUUUUUUGGAGUUGAUAAAGUCGUGAGAUUUUUCCAGAUUGUUAGAGAUAAUGGCGGCAUAAGAGGAUCAUUAAAAGCUCUGUACAGACGAGAUGAAUUGAAAUCAGGAACUUUGAUCGGCGAGGACAAAUAUGGGAAUCGCUACUUCGAAAAUAACAUGCACUUUUAUGGACGCAAUCGUUGGGUUGAAUAUGCCGACCAUGUUGGUUUAGACUACAACGCAUCUCAAGUGCCUCCUGAAUGGUUCGGCUGGUUGCAUUAUAAGACCGAUCUGCCUCCACACAAGGAUCCGUCUCGUCCUAAGUACAAGUGGAUGCUUGAUCAUACAGAAAAUAUGACUGGAACGAGAGAUGCUUACAUGCCUUAUAGUACGACUCGUCCUAAAAUCGAAGCGUGGAAACCCAAGUAAGAUUAUCCCUGAAUCUAGAGUAUGAUGAAAGUAGGAAAUAAAAUCACAAGCAUUAUAAGAGUGAAGAAAAAUAGUCGUAGAGACAAACAAAAGAAAUGAAACCUUUAGCUAAAUUAUUCCGUACAUGUAACAUAUAUUAUAGUACGCUGUGUGUACGAUUAUUGUAAAUAAAUCGCAUCUCUGUUAACUUCAA